AUGACGGACGACGCCAUCGAUUUCGUCUUCUCCCUCAUACUAGAUACAGAAAUUUAUCUCUGCGCAUUCGUACUGUUAACCUAUUUCACAACGAAGAAAAUUAAUAAAAUCAUUCAGUCCAAUUUUUACCAAAAUGACGCGCUCCUAAAUAGACUCUCAAAGCAUUUCUACAUAGUAGAUGUGAAGGCCUAUUUUAGCCCCCUGAAAUAUAUGUUUAAGACUGCACUAUAUCACACGUAUUAUUUUUCCUCCCUUUUAUUUUUAAUUUACUGGUUUAGACUGUACACAUGCUACAAACGAUGGAUUAAGUAUUAUUUCUUUUCCCUUUUCAACAUUUCCAUCGACCCUUCCCUGCUAUCUGAUGAUGAUGAUGAUUCUGAUGCCUACCACCAUGGAAGCGCGAGCGGAUUUGACAUUUCCUACGUGGUUGCCUUCAUCUUGGGAGUGAUUAUUUCGUUCAUUUAUUACAAGUACCUUUGUAGAGUGUUUAGAGGCAAGCACAAAUAUGUAACGUUGCAUAAAUCCAGUUUGCUGCACUACUGUUUUGAGCUAGCCAAAGUAAAUUUCAGGGAAUACGUAAAGGUGAAACCAAAGAAGGGGUCAAAAUUUAGGUUCGAUUUGGACACCAACAUUAAGGCACACUCCACAUUCAGUAAUGAGUCUACAACCACUAAAGGAAGCGGCACGGCAAGUGGAACGAGCGGAAACGCCCGUGCUGCUGGUAACGCCCGUGCUGCGGGUAGCACCACCACCCCCAGCGCAGCUGCUCCAAAGCCAAAGAGAAACAUCCUGUUCCGCAUUUUCAACAUCGUGUACGUUAAGAAGCACGUCCUCUACGAUGAGAAUGUACUGUAUGAAGAUCACCUGAAGAACAAGUGGCAGCCCCCCCAGAAGAACAAGGAAAGCUUCCGCUUAAUGCUCAUCAAGUUAAUGGAGAGGCUCGUCGAGGCACUCAUCAAUUCUAUUAAUGAAGAAAAGGGCGAGGCUGGAAAGGGUGCUUCCAGCAAAACGGGGCAAGCUGCUACCGGUCAGGCUGCCACUGGUCAGGCUGCCACUGGUCAGGCUGCCACUGGUCAAGCUCCCACCGGCCAAACUGCCACCAGUCAGGGGGAACCACAGACCGCCGCUGCGGGGGGGGCAACUCCGCAGGAAGGGGUGAAGCAACCGGUGGAUGGAGGAGUCGCAGCGGAGGAGAGGAAACCAGAGGAGGGAGAAGCCGCAACGGAGGAGAAGAAACCGGAUGGAGGAGAAGCCACUGCGGAGGAGAAACAACCAGAGGGCGAACCCACAGCACAGGAACAGUCGGGCCAACCCCCCGCUCAGGGACAAUCGAGCGAACCCCUCUCGCAGGAACAGUCGGGCCAACCCCCCGCGCAGGGACAAUCGGGCGAAUCCCCCCCCCAGGCACAGUCUGGCGAAACCCCCCCACAGGCACAGUCGGGCGAAACCCCUCCACAGGAGCAGCCGCAGGGAAAAGUCAACUCGACGAGCUUAGCACAGAUGAAGGGAGCAGCACUGAAUAGUGGUGAGACGUCGUACAAGGACAUAAACCUGUGCGAACUGGACUUAAACCCAUAUGACGUAUUUGUGUGCAACUCGCAUUACCAAUUUAAGAGCAUCCUGGAAGUGCUCAUGCUGCACAUCCCAAUAUAUUUCCUAUUCAAAAAUAAGCUCUACGUAAAAACGUGCUUCACAAUAGCCAUGUAUAUUGCCAAUUACCUGCUCUGGAACAUCAUCACCUUCCUAGCGAUGAUCAAGCCAUCCCUGUUCGUCUACUACUACGUACUGAAUGAGCACAUAAAUCAUAUCCUAACGGAGAGCAUCAAUGACCAAGAGAAGAACAUCAUUUUGCAUUUUUUCUACGGGUUCUUUUUUGCCUCCCUAAUAUAUUUAAAAUAUCAUUUUAAUAUGGAGUUUAAGCUGAUUAAGGUGGACCAUAUGAACCACUUCCACCGAUUGAUUAACAGAUGCAUAGCAGAGGCGAACAAAUUAAAGUCCAGAGGAAUAAUUAAAAAUUACGAGGCUAUGAAAAUUUUCCCCUUAUGUAUUGACUAUAAAAGUAAAGGGAUCUUAAUUGAUAGAGGACUGCUACGAACAGCUGCGGAAAUCGAGCUGGUCUUAAAACAAAGGAAAUUAAAAAAUGCAAAAAUAUGCUUUCGAAAUGUUAGGCAAAUUGCUAAACAUUGUGAUGAAGAUACUUCUUUGGAAUUGUUCAGACGACUGAAGUUUGUCCUUGUGAAUGAAUUGCCCCACCGAGUUGCACUAAACCUUUCCCUUAUGAUUUCGGAUGAAAUGUACGACAAAAUUAAAAGGAAUGCCAUCGAUUCGUCUUCUUCGGAACAGGAGAAGAAACACCCACCUGACUGCCUAUGCGAAACGCUCAAAAAAACUGCCAUUCAUGAUUUUAUAAAAGCGGCCAUGGGCGUUGACAAACCCAGUGCAGAUAAUGAACCUGCUGACCCGGGGAAAGAUUCCGCAAAUACGCCCGACAACAAGGGAGAUGCAAAAAAGAACAAAUGA
Plasmodium vivax (malaria parasite P. vivax) is the source of this 2520-nucleotide messenger RNA. RefSeq lists its product as hypothetical. The transcript has a single exon. The record is from RefSeq and is a predicted model, not a curated record. NCBI's taxonomy places the organism in Eukaryota, Apicomplexa, Aconoidasida, Haemosporida, Plasmodiidae. Bases 1 to 2520 code for a protein of 839 amino acids.